Molecule: messenger RNA, 1080 nt
Organism: Trichogramma pretiosum
Lineage: Eukaryota; Metazoa; Arthropoda; Insecta; Hymenoptera; Trichogrammatidae
Product: 3-hydroxyacyl-CoA dehydrogenase type-2-like
Exons: 4
Coding region: 150-917 (255 amino acids)
Biological process (GO): estrogen metabolic process; androgen metabolic process; fatty acid metabolic process
Cellular component (GO): mitochondrion
Molecular function (GO): estradiol 17-beta-dehydrogenase [NAD(P)+] activity
Source: RefSeq, a predicted model, not a curated record
CGAAGAAGCGUCGCAGUCGUUCUCGAGCUCUCGUCUCGAGUGCGUACAUUAAUAAAAAAGAGAAAAAACAAACAAGUACACGAGAUAAAAUUCCAGCCGCUCUUCUCACUAAGCGAACGAGUAAAGAAACAAGCCAAACAACGUCCAACAUGCUCAAGGGAGUGGUGACGCUGAUAACCGGUGGUGCUUCGGGACUUGGCCGCGGCACCGCCGAGAGAUUCGUGAGGCAGGGCGGCCGCGUCGUCAUUGCCGAUCUGCCCAACUCGCCGGGCCACGAGGUCGCCAAGGAGCUCGGCGACGCGGCGAUAUUCGCCCCGGUCGACGUAACGUCCGAGACCGACGUGCAGAGCGCCCUCAAGCUCACCCGCGAGAAGUUCGGCCGUCUGGACGUGCUGGUGAACGCGGCUGGCAUCGCCACGGUCUGCCGCACCCACAAUCUGCCCAAGAAGCAGGUGCACUCGCUCGAGGACUUCGACCGGACGCUGCGCGUCAACGUGCUCGGGACCUUCAACGCCAUCCGCUUGGCGGCGGGCCUCAUGUGCGAGAACCAGCCCGACCAGGACGGCAAGCGCGGCGUCAUCAUCAACACGGCCAGCGUCGCGGCCUUCGACGGCCAGACCGGACAGGCGGCCUACUCCGCGAGCAAAGGCGCCAUCGUCGGCAUGACUCUGCCCAUCGCUCGUGAUCUGUCCAGAGACGGUAUCCGCGUGGUGACGAUCGCCCCGGGCGUCUUCGAAACGCCGAUGAUGGCCAAGCUGCCCGCGAAGGCGCGCGAGUCUCUGGCCAAGGCGGUGCCCUUCCCCCAGCGCCUCGGCAAACCCGAGGACUUCGCCCAUCUGGCCCAGGCCAUCGUCGAGAAUCCCUACGUCAACGGCGAGACCAUCAGGCUCGACGGUGCUCUGCGCAUGCAGCCUUAAAUUCACAAAGCGACUCUGGCUUUUUUUUAUGUAUUUAACGGAGACGCAUUGGUGUUUGGAGUUCGAUGUUUUUUGAUACUGUUUUUUUUUCUUUAUUGAAUUUCUGAAAUGUGAUAUAUAUAAAGUUUGAUACUGUAUUGAGAAUAAAAUUUUCUAUUUUACA